Aspergillus terreus NIH2624 is the source of this 1431-nucleotide messenger RNA. RefSeq lists its product as uncharacterized. Lineage: Eukaryota; Fungi; Ascomycota; Eurotiomycetes; Eurotiales; Aspergillaceae. Bases 1 to 1431 code for a protein of 476 amino acids. The transcript is spliced from 3 exons. The record is from RefSeq and is a predicted model, not a curated record.
AUGUCGUGCUUGAACAUAGCACAUGUAGAAUCUCUCCACAAAGCCAGCAAUAACCAGAUCACUGCGUUACUGCAGAAAGGCACCACCCGCUACAACACAAACAGGACCUCCACGAAGAAACAACCCACCAUCCCAUCGCCAUCGCUCUUCCAGUCACUAUCUUCUGCUAGCAACGAGAUCGAGAAGCCAGGAGGCUUCCCCACCCCCAGCCAAUGCGCAGUGCAUCUCGAACUGCUAGAAGUGUUCCACAUGCUGCGCAACAGGAUCAUCCACUCUCGAGACCUAGAUACGGCGUUCGGGGUGGAACCGAAGAAACGAACGGUUUAUCGUCGAAUCCGGCGGGGCGAGCGCAAACACCCUGUUGAGCUCCGAGACCCAACGUGGGACGCCCGGAGGAAGGAAAAAUGGCCGUAUUAUCUGGAGAUUGCGGCCGGACGGUUCGACUCGUGGAUUCGGGUGGUUGACGGCGUGUGGAAGGGGGAGCUGGGCUCUGGCAUUGAGUUUCUGCCUCCCCUUGACGUGUUGAUGGUUUGGCAUGCGUUUCUGCUGAAUCCCCUUGAUUUUGAACAGUACUGCAAGUCGAACAGUUUAGAAUGCGCCAGGAACAUUCCUUUUCCCUGGAAGCAAGUCCACGAAGCAAUCGAUUUUCAGAACUGGUCAUACAGUCUCUCCGGCACCACCGCAGACUGGCUCUUAGCGACAUGCAAAAUGGAGCCAGAUCUUUUCAAGGCCCUGGAGAAGGUAGGGCAGUCGAAGUCCCCAGCGCGGGCUGUACUAUCUCGAUAUGGGACGGCAAGUACGAACACUGGCUUAUCCAACUACCGCUCCUCCGACACCCAUAUCGAUACUCGUGAGCUGGAAUUCAUCCAAGCCGUCGAGUCCGCCACUCUACAGUCCAAGCAGAACACGCCUCUGGUCGAGAACGUCAAACGCCAGGCCUCUUUCGUUGACAAGAUGCACGCGCAGCUCUGGAUAUGCAGUCCCGCCGUCGCAGGGACUCUGUGUCGGGCGGUGGAUCGGUACGAUAAAUUCGUGCAACUGUUCAAGCUCUACCCGGGCACCGUUCUCGUUCCGACAUUGGACGUCGAUCUGGCCUGGCAUACGCACCAGUGUAGCGCUGCACUGUACCAGGCGUAUAUGGUUGAGCAUACGGGGCGAUUUAUUCGGCACGACGAUCAGUUUGGACAGAAUGUUCUGGAUACAGGGUUCGACACGACGCAGAAGUUGUUCUAUGCGAGGUUCGGCGAGCGGUACCAUCUCUGUCUGUGUUGGAACUGUGAGGCUAUCGUGGAUGGGCUGGAGGAAGCCGAGAAGGACGAGAAAGAAGUUGAUGUUAGGGCUUUGGCCGAGGAGAUUGGAGAAGAGGUGUGUUACUAUGCGGCCGUUGAGAUUGCUAAGCGAAAGGGACAGGAUCUUCCUGUUCGGGAUUAG